AUCUAAAAGUAAACUGAGAUGAAGGUUAGGGGAGGAUUUGCACAAAACCAGAUAAAUAUCACAGUUCACUCAUAUUUAAGGAUAAUAUUGUCAGCUUUUCAGUAAACUGAUGAGGGAAAUGGCAAUCAAAUUAGUUUUGUUCUGUUUGUGUUUCUGGCGUCUGGAUGCAAAAUAUUAUUAACUUCAAAUUCAAAGAUUUAAAGUAUUUUAGUGAUCAAACCAACAUCAAUGUUCUGCAGAUGUGUUUGGUCGGGAAAUGAAGUUAAUGAAAACGGGAGAUUCAGUCACUCUGAACUCUGAUCUUUCUGAAAUGAAUGAUGAUGAUGAGAUUCAGUGGAGGUUUGGAUAUAAAAAUACUUUAAUAGCUGAAAUCAAUAAACGGGCCGACAACAUGACUAUAUAUGAUGAUGUUCUUGAUGGGAGAUUCAGAGACAGACUGAAGCUGGACAAUAAAACUGGAUCUCUUACCAUCACAGACCUCAGAACGGAACAUACUGGACUUUAUGAACUUGAGAGAAAACGUUUGGGGAAGAGUUUCUCUCUUUUUAUCAUUGAUGAAAUAUCAACGAAGAAGGGAGAUUCAGUCACUAUAAACUCUGAUCUUACUGAAAUAAUGGACAACAAGAUUCAGUGGAGGUUUGGAAAUGAAAACACUUUAAUAGCUGAAAUCAAUAAACAGACCGACAGCAUGACUGUAUAUGAUGAUGUUCUUGAUGGGAGAUUCAGAGACAGACUGAAGCUGAACAAUCAAACUGGAUCUCUGACCAUCACAAACAUCACAAUGAAACAUCCUGGGCUAUAUGAACUACAUAUCAACAAUAAGAAAAAGAGGUUCCUUCUCGCUGUCUAUGAUGAAAUAUCAGUGAAGGAGGGGGAUUCACUCACUAUAAACUCUGGUCGUACUGAAAUAACAAAGUCUGAAUCGAUUGGGUGGUUGUAUAUGAAUGAAAUUACUUUUAUAGCUAAAACCUAUGCAUGGGUCAAAAAUUCCCCAGUGUAUGAUGAUGUUCUUGAUGGAAGAUUCAGAAACAGACUGAAGCUGAACAAACAAACUGGAUCUCUUACCAUCAAAAACAUCACAACUCAACAUGCUGGACGUUAUGUACUCAUGAUAAAUAGAGGACAGAUAAUUCGGUUAUUAAGAGCUUUCAGAGUUUCUGUCUAUGGAGAGUAGAGAGCAGAUUCAAAAGAGCUGAACAAGAGCAAGCACAUAUUCACAUAUCAGAAACAUAAAGGAUGAUGUUAUUUCUUAGAUUAUUCCUCUGAUAUUGAUGUGGUUAAUUUUCAAAUUCUCAUAUAUGCUCAAGUGUCAAAUGCAAGUGUUUGUCAUGGUCAAUACUGAAGAUUACCAAAGAUCCUCGCAUUCAGUAAUUUUUCAUAUUUGAUUUCAAAUGUUCCUCUCUUGCAGUGUUAUUAUUGUACACAUUCAGUUUGAAGGCUUUGUUUAUAUGUCUGUCUUAUUAGACACACAGAUCUCACUUUUCUGUCCAUUUGUCAUCUGUAUUUGCUUGCCUUUACCAAUAAAGUGUUCUCGCUCUGA
Messenger RNA from Carassius gibelio (silver crucian carp), 1540 nucleotides. RefSeq lists its product as uncharacterized. Lineage: Eukaryota; Metazoa; Chordata; Actinopteri; Cypriniformes; Cyprinidae. The record is from RefSeq and is a predicted model, not a curated record. The coding region runs from base 257 to 1174 and encodes 305 amino acids. The transcript is spliced from 4 exons.